AUGCCCGUCUUUCGUGGUGUUGCAGAUUGGACGGUGGCGGUCUGGACGCUAGGAGCUAUUGUAGCUCUCUCGUUAUGGAUUCCUCCAGUUGAGGGGAUGAGAGGGGGACAGAUUAGGGAGUUGAGAAAAGAAACAGAACAAAUGUUCUACCACGGUUACGAGAAUUACAUGAAGCAUGCGUUUCCUGAAGAUGAAUUGAAACCAGUCUCUUGUGGCCCGUUAACUCGCGAUCGUGGAAAUCCUGCUCAUGUUGACCUUAAUGAUGUUCUGGGGAAUUAUUCCCUGACUCUAGUCGACAGCUUGUCUACCCUGGCAAUUCUGUCGUCCUCUCCACCAUCUUCUUCGUCCGAUUCGGUUUCAGAUUUGGAAGCCUCGCGCAAGGCAUGGAGAUAUUUUCAGGACGGAGUGCGGGAUUUGGUUGAGUUGUAUGGAGACGGUUCAGAUGGGCCUGCUGGUAGGGGCUCAAAGGGAAAAGGGUUCGAUUCAGACAGCAAGGUCCAGGUUUUUGAAACCGUGAUUCGGGGGCUAGGCGGCCUGUUGAGCGCGCAUCUUUUCGCAGUAGGGGAAUUACCCAUCCGUGGGUACGAGCCCCCGGAAGACGAAGCCUCCUACGCGAAGCUAUGGGAUAAAAGCGGACAUACGAAAGGCCAGCCUGGUAUCCGCUGGGAAAAUGGAUUCGUUUAUGACGGACAGCUGCUUCGUCUCGCGAUGGAUCUUGGGACCAGGAUCCUUCCGGCUUUCUACACUGCAACGGGUCUUCCAUAUCCCCGCGUUAACCUGCGACACGGUGUUCCAUUUUACACCAACUCACCUUUGAACGCGGAAGCAACACUAGAAUCCUCUGACCCUAUGGGAAAUGCUCAGGGCAAACGGCAAGGGAAGUCUACCGGGAAACCUGAGGUCACAGAGACGUGCAGCGCAGGUGCUGGGAGUUUGGUUCUGGAAUGUACAGUUCUUAGUAGGCUUACUGGCGACGGUCGUUUCGAGGAACUUGCGAAAAGGGCAUUUUGGGCUGUCUGGUCCCGUCGUACUGAUAUUGGCUUGAUUGGAGCCGGCAUUGAUGCUGAAUCGGGGAAAUGGGUGACCUCAUAUACUGGAAUUGGCGCUGGAAUUGACAGCUUUUUCGAAUAUGCAUUGAAGUCUCACAUUCUGUUAUCUGAGGGUGAUCGCCCGUCGUUUAAUAUAUCCAGCCCGUUUCAUAAGCUGGAUGAUUAUUACGCACCUCUCAGUGAGAAAGAGCAUUCUCCCGAUGCGUUCCUCAAUGCGUGGCAAGAAUCUCAGUCAUCCAUUAAACACCAUUUAUAUCGUGGUUCCGGUUACCAAUAUCCUCAUUAUGUCCAAGGCGAUAUCAUCACCGGAGCUACACGCGCCUUUUGGAUCGAUAGCUUAAGUGCAUAUUUUCCGGGGCUUUUGACUUUGUCUGGGGAUGUGGAUGAAGCUAUCGAAGCCCAUCUGUUACAUGCUGCCGUUUGGACUCGAUUUUCUGCAUUUCCAGAGCGAUGGAAUGUUGCUACAGGAAACAUCGAAAAUGGGAUUGGAUGGUGGGGUGGUCGUCCCGAGUUUAUCGAAUCGACUUACUACUUGUACAGGGCCACCAAGGAUCCAUGGUAUCUCUAUGUUGGAGAAAUGGCCUUGCGGGAUAUCAAACGAAGAUGCUGGACCAGGUGUGGCUGGGCUGGCCUUCAAGAUGUUCGAACGGGACAGUUAAGUGAUAGGAUGGAGAGCUUCUUCCUUGGAGAAACUACCAAAUAUCUGUUCCUACUUUUUAAUCCUUCUCAUCCUCUAAAUGACCUUGAUGCUCCGUUUGUUUUCAGCACCGAAGGUCACCCCCUUAUCAUACCGAAGUCAACGAGGAAAUCGACUAGGAAACCGACUAAGCUAGUAAAAGCCCCGGCCAGUGAUACACAACGGAACGCAAGCCGAGAAACCUGUUCGGUGCCUGCUUUAUCUCUGCCGUUUGGUGCAUCCUCUGUUGUUUCGCGACCCGAUGUUUUUCACGCCGCGAGCCUCGCUAGACUACAUCUUAUGCCCUCACGACCGAAAGUUGAUUCCCCGAUCGUUGAAUAUGUUGUUGAUCAUCCAAGCAUCUCAAUGUCUGAUUUAAUCUCACCCUCAAACUACACGUACUUCCCGUGGACUUUACCGCUGGAGGUCAUCCCACCAGGUGCAACGAGUGCACCGAUGGCUGUCAGGCCAACUCUUGACCUUACGUUCCCGCUGCUGGGCAACACGAUUUUUACCCCUGGAUCUCUAGAAAGAGUUCAAGAUGGGAUCCUUGUGAAAUCUAUUGGCGGGCUUCGACUGGGCAUGAUCCAGGAUGCUCCAUUAUUUAUAAAUGGAUUGCCUGCGAGCACAGAAGGCUUUCGAGUCCAGGUUAUUAACAACAUCCCUCUUGGAAAAGAUGAGAAGGUUUACAUCUCGAAAGAGGUAACCGAUAUCCUGAACUCUGAUGAUCCCAACUUCAAACGGGUGCAGGAUUCGACUCUAUUGGACAUCGUCUUGGAUCUUAAACCAGAAAUCGCAGACAAUAGUAAUACAUCAAUUCUUACUGCCGCCAUAAGCCGCCAAGCCCUCAUCAAAGAGUUGGAUGAUCUUCACAUCCCCUUGGACGCAUCCAAUAUGAAACUAGCCUUCGCCUCUUUCAUGAAUCAGGUUACUUCCCUUCUUCGCGAUGAUUCCGACUCAUCUACACCAAAACCCUCUGCAAUCCGGCAACCUUCCAUCCGUAUGUGUGUUCCCGCAAUCACCUCCACCGGCAUAGGCUCAACUGCCCUGCCCGAUGUCGAAGAAGCCAUCAUCACGGCAGUAUCUAUGUCAAAAUCCAACAAGGGCAAGAAGUUUCUUAAUCGCCUUCCAUGGUCCUCUAUCUAUCUUGCAGAUGAACUCUGCAACCACCGUCUCCCCUCCUCAGUUCCCAAAACCCAUAAUGUCAUUGUCAUAAAACGCGGUGGAUGUACCUUUUCUGAUAAAUUGAAAAAUAUCCCUUCCUUCCGCCCUUCACGUGUCUCCCUAAAGCUCGUAAUUAUGGUCUCUUAUCCACAACCAGGAGAUCAUCCAUACCCACUCCCCACCUCUUCCUCCCUAUCAUCAGCCUCAGAUAUGGGUCAAAACACCGCAUCUCCCACCAUCAUCAUGGAAUCUGAGGAUCCGCACCUCAUCCGCCCGUUGCUCGACGAAAUACAGACUGUGGUCGGUGGAAUACCACGCCCCAACCCGUUAAGCGUGGUUCUUGUCGGUGGCGGUGACGAGACAUAUAACUACUUUAAACAUGCCGUGGGUGUAGGUCUCCGAAGACGAUAUACGAUCACGUCUCAGGGGAUCCCAAUUGGCAAUUUGAUUGUGAUAUAA
Paracoccidioides brasiliensis Pb18 is the source of this 3348-nucleotide messenger RNA. Its product is annotated as alpha-1,2-mannosidase MNL1. Gene Ontology annotation, cellular component: endoplasmic reticulum; membrane. The record is from RefSeq and is a predicted model, not a curated record. Gene Ontology annotation, molecular function: calcium ion binding; mannosyl-oligosaccharide 1,2-alpha-mannosidase activity. The coding region runs from base 1 to 3348 and encodes 1115 amino acids. The transcript is spliced from 4 exons. Gene Ontology annotation, biological process: endoplasmic reticulum mannose trimming; carbohydrate metabolic process; mannose trimming involved in glycoprotein ERAD pathway.